Thyridium curvatum is the source of this 2787-nucleotide messenger RNA. RefSeq lists its product as uncharacterized. The record is from RefSeq and is a predicted model, not a curated record. Lineage: Eukaryota; Fungi; Ascomycota; Sordariomycetes; Thyridiales; Thyridiaceae. Gene Ontology annotation, biological process: DNA-templated transcription; regulation of DNA-templated transcription. Gene Ontology annotation, molecular function: DNA-binding transcription factor activity, RNA polymerase II-specific; zinc ion binding; DNA binding. Bases 1 to 2787 code for a protein of 928 amino acids. The transcript is spliced from 3 exons. Gene Ontology annotation, cellular component: nucleus.
AUGCAUACCGAGGACCAGAACGGCCUGCCAUCCUCGCCGCGCCCAGCCGACCUUGACAGCGGCGACGAGGCCAACCAGGGCCACAGCGGGGAUGACAGGAGUGACAAUGAUGCCGAUGACCCUUUGGAGACUGCCCGCACUGGCAAGCGUAAACGUCCCAUCUCCGUCUCCCUUUUCAUCUCGUACCACUCUCCACCUCUAUUGCAUUCACUUAUCAUGGCCCCAUCUUCUCCUACCGCGGACGCCGAUCAGUCCUCUACAGACGAGAGCCCCGGGCCUGCCCAGCUCCCGUCUCUGACUGCAUCGCAAGACAAGAAGCCCGAUGCUGACGAGACUAUUAUUCCCAGGUGCGAGCUGUGUAAGCAGAGAAAGGUCAAGUGCGACCGAGGUCAGCCAUCGUGCGGCUGGUGCAGUCGCAAUGGCGCUCUGUGCGAGUACAAGGAACGCAAAAAGCCUGGUCUGCGCGCUGGCUACGGCCGGGAGUUAGAGCAGCGCCUCGACAAGCUCGAGGCCAUCUUGAGAGCUCACUCCGAAAUACUUCAGAGCACCCUUGAGGCCACCCAGAGCGGGCCGUCCACUUUCUCCCAUCCGACCCUCGCCACCGCCAGCAGCGUCCGCGGGAGUAAUACAAGCUUGCCGAGCGACCAUGGCACGCCGCGGGAGGUCCCUCCGUCCAUGUUUCCCCGUGCCGCUGACCCCAUCCGUACGCCCCAGGCCGAGACGGCCCUCUUUCUGCAGAAGCCCUCCACCUAUCCCCAGUCGACGCAGCCCAUGGACUUUGGCAUGCCGCCACCAACUCCGUCCAUCCACGAGGGCUUCCCCUCACAGAUGCCCAUGUCCGGCAUCUCACCGACGUCGCACGGUGGCCACCACGGCCCAGUGCCGAGCGCUGCGGCCCAGGAGUACUACGGCUCCGGCCCGAACCAGACGCAACCCCUACAGUCGCCCACGGUCAACAUGUCUCCCGGACAGUCGCAGAUAUCGUCUGACCAGGACCUGCCGCCCUAUGACCUGCUCUACGCCUUAGUAGACCUGUACUUCAAGCACAUCAACACCUGGUGUCCCAUACUCCACCGCAAGGCGACGCUCGACUCACUCUUUGGACCCUCGGUCAUCGACGAGACCGACAAGAUUCUGUUGCACGCCAUAGUGGCAACGACCCUCCGAUAUUCCACCGACGCUAGGCUGACCGACGAGCGGCGGCGGCACUACCACGACGUCUCCAAGCAGCGAGUCCUGCUCUACGGCAUGGAAAACUCGUCGGUCAAGGCACUUCAGGCCCUCGUCAUCCUCGCUCUAGACCUCUGUGGGAGCAGCAAUGGCCCACCUGGGUGGAACAUCAUGGCCCUCAUCACCCGGUCGGUCGUCCAGCUAGGUCUCGCCGUGGAGAGUAACUCCUUUUCCGUGUCACCAAACUUCACCUCCAUCUACACCCUGCGGGCCAUGAUCCUACCGGAACCCCGGGACUUCGUCGAGGACGAGGCUCGGCGGCGCCUGUUCUGGAUGAUCUACCUGCUUGACCGCUACGCCACCAUCGCCACCGCUUUUGAGUUUGCCCUCGACGACAAGGAGAUCGACCGCACUCUGCCCUGCCGGGACGACCUAUGGAUCAAGAACCAAAAGGUCGAGACGCGCUGGUUCCGCAUCGAGGACCGCUCCAACGAGUCGAGCCCCGAGUAUGAGAUGAAUCGACCCGAGAACCUCGGCGCCUUUAGCUAUUACAUCGAGAUCCUUGGCAUCCUCACCAAGAUCCACAAGUUCCUGAAGCAGCCCGUUGACAUUUCUGCGCUCAGUGACGUCGAGCAAUGGCAGAUGCGGUACAAGGCGCUCGACAACAUGCUCACGUCGUGGAAGUUUGGCCUGCCUGGCGAAUACGGCAACAUGGCCAAGCUCUUCCAGCCGGGGUCGGCCAAGUCGCUCAACUGCGGCUGGGUCAUGCUGCACGCCACCUACCACACGGCCGUGAUUCGCCUGCAUUCGUCAGCCGCUUAUCCGACGACCCGCUCGCCCAUCUUCACGCCCAGCUACUCGGCCAGCCAGAGGUGCCACGGCGCCGUCGAGAACAUUGCCGCGCUUGGGGAGUUCGUCCUAGCCAACAACCUGCUGACCAAGCUGGGCCCACCCUUUGCCUUUACACUCUGGGUAGCCGCGAGGCUGCUCCUGGUCCACGGCUCCACGGUAGAGCACAAGCUCAGCCCGCAAAUCGCCUUCUUUGUCGAUACGCUGCGCGAGAUGGGCCGCCACUGGCCGGUGGCCGCCCGGUACUGCGAGCUGCUGCAGAGGGUACUCGACGAGCACCGCGACAGCGAGCGGCAGGGCGACGGGGUGACGCCCAGCAGCGUCAAGAUCCUGUCCGACAUGCGCAGGACAGCCUUUGAUCUCGACUUCCUAAUCAGUCGGCAGCCGCGGCACAUGGCGCCCGGCUUCGGCGCGCCCGGCCAGGCCGGUGGCCCUGGCCAGCCGGGCAACGGGGGGCCCUACAGCAGGUAUCCGAGCGUGACGCCGGCGAGGACGCCGCAGCCCAACGACCUCGAGUAUCUCGACGUCUUUGACUUCUUCAACGUGCCGCGGCUGCCCUUUGGCGCGCCGGGCGAGGCGGGCAUGGCCACGAACGGCGGCGGCGGCUCAUCUGCCAUGCAGGGAGCCAACGGCACCAUGGCUGCCCCCGGGGCUGACGGUAGCCAGGAACCCAUGGUGACCAACGAGUUCAACAUCACCGACUUUAUGGUGGAUGCCAACCGAGACUGGCUGUUCAAGCAGGAAGGGAGCAAGCAGUUUCUGUCUUGA